GCCUGCUUUAUUUGUUGUCUGUAAGUUUUUGUGGAUUUGGAGCAAGCUAGACCUAUGUGGAAUGCAUGUAGGUAGAGUCUCUUAAUUUCUAAAGCUGAGGUGAACAGAGGGUGCUUGCUCUUUCCUUUAGGAAAUUUUAGUGGCUUUAUAGUAAUAUCUGUUGUGUAUUCAUUUAAUUAAUGUGACUGACUUGCACUUUCUUGUACUUUUCAAAUGGGAUGUUGUUUUGUUCUACCUGUUCUUCCAGCAUCAUUCUGAAAUGUCACAAAUGUAUUAAAAAAAUCUCUUCUGGAAAAUGUCAGCAAGGCCUCGAGUUGGUAAGUCCAGGUGAGUUUUUUAUACUGUUCAGUGUGAGUUGUUUAAAGUACUCUGUAAUUAUGUGUUUCCAGGCUAAAUGCAGAACCUGAUGGAUGGCAAAAGCUACUGUAACCUCAUCUGUGCUGAGGCUCAGCACAUCCAGCUGGCAAGGCCUUUCUGUGCAGACCCACUGGUCACAUUUCAUGUGUACCCAGAAGCACCAAACCAGGUCCCUUUGGCCGAAGAUCUGGCAUUCCUGCCUUUCAUGCCAGAGCAUCUCAUCACAGAGACCUUCUACAGCGAGCCCUGCCCCUUUCCCUACCAAGUGCCCCAUUCCAGUCUCCACAAAAGUGAGUACUCCUGUGGCUCAGCUUUCAUCAGGAAGAGGAAUGAGAGGGAAAGGCAGCGUGUUAAGUGUGUCAAUGAAGGCUAUGCCAAGCUGAGGCACCACCUGCCCAAGGAGUACUUGGAGAAACGGCUCAGCAAAGUGGAGACCCUGCGUGCUGCCAUAAAAUACAUCAGGGACCUCCAGUCUGUGCUGUGCACUGACUCUGGGGUGGCAGGAAAAGGUGUCACAGAGCCAAACCAAGCACCUAAAGGCACUAACAAACCAGCCCAGUUUUUGGAGACGAUCUGAAGUGUUCCAAAGCCGGCCCAAGGUAUCCUGUCUGGGAAUGUAGUAGCCACUGUGUCAAUGACGUGUGUGUUCUGGCACUUCUUGGGAGCAGAUCGUGGCACACGUCACUAGCAGCCCACACAAGAGCUUGAACGUUGCAGAUAGUUACUACACUUAGAUAUGAGAGGGACAACUGGGAAAAUCUCAGCUGAAUGACUUAAGUUAAUUCAUGAAAAUCAGAACGGGUUUCUAAAUUUGUCACCAAGCUAAAAAUGUGACACCUAUAUGUGUGAAGUAACUGUAUGUAUCAUCACAACCUGCAUGAUUUAAAAUAAAAUCUCUCUACUUGUGGGACUGAGA
Molecule: messenger RNA, 1273 nt
Organism: Camarhynchus parvulus
Lineage: Eukaryota; Metazoa; Chordata; Aves; Passeriformes; Thraupidae
Gene: ASCL3
Product: achaete-scute family bHLH transcription factor 3
Exons: 1
Coding region: 395-934 (179 amino acids)
Biological process (GO): developmental process; regulation of transcription by RNA polymerase II
Molecular function (GO): protein dimerization activity; DNA-binding transcription factor activity, RNA polymerase II-specific; RNA polymerase II transcription regulatory region sequence-specific DNA binding
Source: RefSeq, a predicted model, not a curated record